AUGAAGGAGUUUCUCUUGCAGAGGACUCUGCAAAGCCGCAAGAGUGACAUAAGGAAGCAAGAGCAGCAUCUGGCGGAUUCGGCAGCGGUAGCAGACGAAAUAGGUCGCGGGAGUUGUUCCUCCUCGUCAACUGCUGCUUCUGCUUGCACCGGGACAGCUAGAGCAGGUCGUGGUAUGAAAAACAGCAGUGCUGAAUCGAGUUCAUCCGCCUCUUCGGCCACAGGCGAGACCAGUCUUCACAUGUCAGCUGGCACAGCACCCUCUCCACGGUCAUCACCUCCAACGCGAGCAGAUCAUGUCGGGCAACAAGAAGAGGGGCCAUCAAAACAGCAGGCGGUUCUUCACACAGUAGAGACCACACGGGUCGAAAAUCGGCUUCUCGAGGUCGAGGAAAUCUAUGCGAGGAUGAUAGCAGACGGAUAGGCGUAGGUCGCAGAAGUAGUAAGUAGACAGAGGCGAGGUAUUUUGAUAUGAAAUGGUACUAGCACGUGGUUCUUGUUCAUGCAACCGGAUGGAUUCUGCAAAAGAAGUACGAGCAUAGUUUGAACGAGAAACAACAAGAUCAUCGGAAAACAAAAUGAACAGAAUGGAAAAUGAAGGUGCCAUAUAAAGUAAUUCUGUUUGAUGACCGGGUUAUGGAAGGUAUUGUUUGUGAGCGCGAGGACGUGUUUUCACUUUUUUGAUUGUUCCUGUCAUCUUGAUCAGCCCGCACAAAG
Amoebophrya sp. A120 is the source of this 716-nucleotide messenger RNA. NCBI's taxonomy places the organism in Eukaryota, Dinophyceae, Syndiniales, Amoebophryaceae. The record is from the annotation of a GenBank genome assembly.